This is a messenger RNA of Calidris pugnax (ruff), 2645 nucleotides long. It is a transcript of the gene NINL, whose product is annotated as ninein like. Gene Ontology annotation, biological process: microtubule anchoring at centrosome. The coding region runs from base 335 to 2221 and encodes 628 amino acids. The record is from RefSeq and is a predicted model, not a curated record. Lineage: Eukaryota; Metazoa; Chordata; Aves; Charadriiformes; Scolopacidae. The transcript is spliced from 18 exons. Gene Ontology annotation, cellular component: centrosome.
CAGGCCAGGCGCGGCGAGCGGCCGACCGAUAGCUGCCUUGCUGGAAGAUAAGGUGGAUGGGCCCUGGUCUCUGGUUGUGCAGUGCUGUCUCCCCCUCGGAAAACCUUGUCUGCAGGCGCAGCCUGUGCUGCCCCGAGCCUGAAGGCAAACAAAGAGCUGAAUGUGAUAAACCUCUUGUGAAUGUGAUGCUGGAGGUACAAGGAACUCACAGAUUUAUUCACUAAUCUGGAGAAGGAUGGAGAUGGAAGGGUGAGCUUUGAGGAGUUGCAGUUUGGCUUGUUCAGCCACGUGAUCACCUUUUUCCAAGAGGCUGAAUAGGAGCUCGGAGGAGCAGAUGAGCCCAGCAGAGCUGCCUGCAACUUUGGACAACACGCUCAUGGUCCCCAGGAGUGGGCUUCAGCAUGCAGCCAUCACCUCCUACGGGUACAAACUGCAGUGCCUCAGGAUCCAGGUGAGACAGGUUGCCUUGGAGAGGGACAAGGCGAGGCUGGACUUGAAGAAAGCGGAGACAUGCUGCCUGCAGCUUGGCAGGGAGUUGGAGGAGCAGUACGUCGCUCUCGAGCACACCCAGAGCAAGCUCAAGGAUGUUCAGGCAGAAAUAGAGGCAAAAGAGCUGCUUUUGCAGCAAGCAGUCAAUCACCAAGUGAAGCUGGAGGCUGAUACACGGUUCCUCCAGGGCAAAGAGGCCAGCCUGCAAGGGAGACUGAACCACGCAAUGAAGGAGAGCACACAGCUGCAGAACAGGGUCACAGAGAUGGCUGAGAAACUGGCGGCCUCUGAGAAACUGGUGUUGGAACUGCAGAAAGAACUCAACCACGUUGUGAAGGACAUGCUGGGCCAGGUGGAGCCCCCCAGCCCAGACCUCCCGAAUCAGAAUGAGCGCUUUGCAGAGAUUGUCCUGGAGUACGAGCGGCAGUGCCAGAGAGUCAAGGUGCUGUGGGACCAGAAUGGAGUGCUGUGGAGGGAGCUGGGAAGGCUGCGUCUCCAGCUACAGGAAAGCAGGGCUGAGAGAGGGCUGCCAGCAGGAGGCCUGUCCUCACAGGGCUCCUCUCUGCCAGUGUGCCGCUCUCCCAGCCCUCUGAUUCCUGCUUCUGCGUGCACAGAGGUGUCACUCUCAAUGGAGCAGCUCCACGAGCAGCUGCGGGAUCUGAAGGUGCAGCUAGAAACCAAGACAAACUAUUACGAGGAGGAAAUGGAGUUGAUGAGGAGAAACUUUGAGAGAGAAAGGAAGAUCAGUGAGGAAGGCUUCAAGGCUGAGAUGCGCAAGAUGGAAGACCAGAAAAGAGAGCUGGAAGAAAGAGUUGCAAAGGGAGAGCUGUGCCGGCUGCUGAAGGAGAACAGCUUGAUGAAAAGUCAACUUCAGAGACUCCAACAAGAGCUGAGGCUUGCAAAGGAGAAGGGCAGCAGACAUGAUGAGAAACACGUGAACGAGUUGGGCAGAGAGAAGGUGGAGGAGCUGGCUGAAAUAGCAGAGUUAACAGCAUCGAGUGAGAAGAGUAAGGGGGAGGUCUCUGACCUGAACAUGAAGAUGCGUCAGCUGGGCCAUGAACUCAGUGAGCACAAAGCCAGCCAGAAGCUUGUGGAGGCUGAGUGGCCCCAAGGAGCAGAGGCAGCAGUAAGGCUGGAGCACCACCAGCAGCAUGCAGCAUGUUGGAUGGAGAUGGAGCUGCUCCGACAGCAGCUCAAGACAUUGCAGGAGAAGCUCUUAGAAGCCAAAGCAAACCUGAGCUUGGCCCAGACUCAGCAUGCUCUGCAGUUGCAGCAGGCUAAGGCCCAGAUGAGCAAUAUGGUGCCAAAGAAACAGCUUGAGCAGCUGCAAAACAGCCUGAGAGAGGAACGGUGCAAGGCUCAGCAGCUCCAGGAAAACCUCCACCGGCAGGCUGAGCAGACGUGCAGGCAGCUGGUCAGGACCCAGGAGGAACAUGAGCGUCUGCUGCAGGCAGCUGUGGAGCAGGCAGAGGGGCUGGAGCGUAAUCUGAGGAGUGCAGAAGCUGUGCUGGCAGAGAGGGCAGCUCAGCUCAAGUUCACACAGGCCCAACUGUCCAGGAACAAACUGCUGAUCAAAAACCUCCGUGAGGAGAACAGGGGGUUUGCAAUGGCCCUGCAGGCAGCUGAGCUGAAGCAGAAGAGCACUGAGGAGAAGAACCAGCUGUUGGAGGAGCAAGCCUCAGCCCUGAAGCAGCUCAUUGGAAAAAUCACACCAGCAUCUCUGAGUGGGUGAUGGGGCACUCGCUGUGGCAGCCUUGGUCCUGGCCAGGGUUUGUUAGGCGCGGAAGGGGAUGUAUGGAUAGGCUGGGAAACCAGCCUUGUCCUCCCUGGUCUUGCCAGAAUUUUCCUGGGUAGAAAGUAGAGAAUGGAGAAACCAGACAGAGUCCUUUAAGGAAGCUGGUCCUGUGGGUAGCUGAACUGAAAGCACCAGCUUUGGUGCCUGUCUCAGUGGCAGUGUGCUGUUGUUAAGUCAGGUCUUUCUCACAGCAGCCGUCCCACAGGAGCUGCCUGCACUCCAGCAGCGUGGUCGGUGGUGGUGUGGAUGCUCCUGCUCCAUGGAGGGUUGCUGUUGGGGUUAGGCUGUUAACGGCUGGAAAGCCAGGGCAGGAGGGCUUGAAGGUUACUGUAUCUGGCUCACUCAGAGCAGGAAAGCCGUG